This is a messenger RNA of Rhopalosiphum maidis (corn leaf aphid), 1116 nucleotides long. RefSeq names its product grpE protein homolog 1, mitochondrial (gene Roe1). Gene Ontology annotation, cellular component: PAM complex, Tim23 associated import motor. The transcript has 7 exons. Gene Ontology annotation, biological process: protein import into mitochondrial matrix; protein folding. Bases 332 to 1000 code for a protein of 222 amino acids. The record is from RefSeq and is a predicted model, not a curated record. Gene Ontology annotation, molecular function: protein homodimerization activity; adenyl-nucleotide exchange factor activity; protein-folding chaperone binding. Lineage: Eukaryota; Metazoa; Arthropoda; Insecta; Hemiptera; Aphididae.
UUGAGUAACAAGUACUAACAAUAUCUUUGGAUAUCACAAACAAUAAGAUUAUAGCCCCGGAAUACAUUUUGUGAUUAUAAUAUUACCAAUAUUACACAAGAUUAUGCAGUCCGGCCUCCGUGGUUUGCUAAUCAGUGUGCUGUGAAUGUAAAAAACCGCAUGCUGAUUGGCGAUCGCUGAAUCACUGUCCACUGAACGGUUUGAACGCUGACGGAGUCUAAUCUCUAUUCUAUUUUUUUUUUUAAUAUUUUUGAAGCCGAGAUCUGAAACUUCAUUCUUGGAAAACAAAAUUUUAGUUCUAGCUUAGUUACAAAAUAGUUUUUCAACCAAAAUGACUUCAAUUUUAAAUUAUCCGUUCCGCAUGUGUAGAUCUAUCUUGAGUACUUCUUUGGCAACGGAAUGUAGGAUAAAUGGUGCUAUAGGCUAUAACAUUCUUCAUCGUAAAGUAUCAGAUGCUGCAGCUGAUAAUGCUAAAGAACCAUUAAAAGAAAGUAAAGAAAAAAUUGAUAUCGAAGCCCUUGUAAAACAAAAUGAAGAUUUAAUUGAGGAAAACAAAAAUUUAACUGAAAAGGUUAGGAGGUAUUUGGCUGAGACAGAAAACAUACGUAAACGUACAAUUAAAGAAACUGCUGACGCUAAAAUUUAUGCAAUUCAAGGAUUUUGUAAAGAUUUACUAGAUGUUGCAGACAGUUUAAGUAAAGCUACAGAAUGUGUACCGAAAGAAGAAGUAUGUGACAGUAAUCCACAUUUGAAACAUUUAUAUGAAGGCUUAGUGACUACUGAAUCACAAUUACAAACAAUUUUCCAGAGACAUGGAUUAAUGUCUAUAAAUCCUUUAAAUGAAAAAUUUGAUCCCAAUUCGCAUAAAGCUUUAUUUGAACAGGUUGUAGAAGGCAAAGAAGGAGGUAUUGUGGUUGUAGUUUCCCAAAUAGGAUAUAAAUUACAUGACCGUAUUGUAAGAGCAGCUGCUGUUGGUAUUAGCAAGGAUCCAAAUCAAUAAAAAUUUGUAGUUUUAAAUUUAAUUAUCUAUUGUUGAAAUUAUUUAGAAUAUAAAUUAAUACAUAGCUUACAAAAUAAAUGAAUAAAUAAUAUGUAAUAUAUAUUUUUUCCAAACAA